UUUUGCACUGAUAUUAAAUCUCAAAGUAUUGUUUCAUUGAUUUCUUUUUUCGCCUUUAAUUCUGGAGGAUUUCAAUGAAAGAAAUUAAAGGUCAAAUAAAUGCCUAAAGUUGAAUAUUGAAAGAUGUUGUCUCGACUUAAAUUGGCUGUAAGACCAUGUGCAUACUUCUAUCGUUGUGUACACACAAAGGAGAAGGGCAGACCAUUGAUGCUGAGUCCCAGAACAAAUAAGGGCAUGGCAUUCACGUUGGAAGAACGACAGAUUCUAGGCCUGCAUGGGCUUCUGCCUCCUAAAAUAGAAACACAAGAUAUUCAAGCAAUGCGCUUCAAGAAGAACUUGGAAAAAAUUCGGAACCCUCUAACAAAAUAUAUCUAUGUGAUGGGAAUCCAGGAAAGAAAUGAAAAAUUAUUCUAUAGGGUGCUGCUUGACAACAUUGAGGAAUUAAUGCCAAUUGUUUAUACUCCAACAGUGGGCCUGGCCUGCUCACGAUAUGGACAUAUCUUUAGGAGACCAAAGGGUGUAUUUAUUUCCAUUUUGGACAAAGGCCAUGUUAGAUCAAUUCUUGACAACUGGCCAGAGACACAGAUUAAGGCUGUAGUUGUAACAGAUGGAGAACGGAUACUGGGACUUGGAGACCUGGGAGUUUAUGGAAUGGGAAUACCAGUGGGAAAGCUGUGCUUGUAUACGACGUGUGCUGGAAUUGAUCCACGGGGGUGCCUUCCUGUUUGUAUUGAUGUUGGUACUGAUAAUGAGACUCUAUUGAAAGAUCCAUUUUACAUGGGUCUUUACCAGAAAAGAGACCGUUCACACCAUUAUGAUGAACUUAUUGAUGAGUUUAUGGAAGCAAUUGUGAAUAAGUAUGGUCGUGAUACCCUUAUUCAAUUUGAAGAUUUUGGGAAUCACAAUGCCUUCCGGUUUUUGAGGAAAUAUAAAGAUAAAUAUUGUACAUUCAAUGAUGAUAUUCAAGGCACUGCAUCAGUAGCACUGGCAGGAUUGUUAUCAGCCCAGAGGGUGAUUAACAAACCAAUCACAGAGCACAAAUAUCUGUUUCUUGGAGCUGGGGAGGCAGCAUUAGGCACUGCUGAUCUGAUCGUGAUGGCAAUGAAAGAGUCUGGUGUGCCUGAAGAGGAAGCACGGAAGAAGAUCUGGAUGUUUGACAAGUAUGGUUUGCUUUGUGAGGGUCGUUCAGAGUCAAUAGAGGGUCACCAGGAAGCAUAUGCCCACCCAGCACCUGAUCGAUCAGCCAAGACAUUUCUGGAUGCAGUCAAUGUACUGGAGCCCACUGCUAUUAUUGGAGUGGCAGGUGCUGGCAGACUGUUCACCAAAGAAGUAAUUAGUGCCAUGGGCAGAAUUAAUGAACGUCCUAUAAUUUUUGCAUUGAGUAAUCCAACAGCUCAAGCUGAAUGCACUGCAGAAGAGGCAUACACUUUAACAGAGGGGAGGUGCCUUUUUGCCAGUGGCAGCCCAUUUGACCCAGUGACUCUACCAGAUGGACGUGUGUUUCGAUCAGGCCAGGGAAAUAACGCCUACAUCUUCCCCGGUGUGGCACUAGCUGUGACCCUUGUUGGGGUUCGUAAAAUCAGCGAUCAAGUUUUCUUGGAAGCUGCAAAGGCACUUGCUGACCAGGUGACCCAUGAUGAAUUGGCUGAAGGAUGCCUUUAUCCACCCUUGUCUAAUAUCCGGGAAGUGUCUAUCAAUACUGCAGUUAAGGUCGCAGAAUUCUUUUAUGCAAAUGGUAUUGCAUUAGAGUACCCAGAGCCAAAGGACAAAAAGGAAUUUUUUCUUUCGAAGAUGUGGAAGACUCAUUACGAGUCAUUCCUUCCAGAUAUUUAUGACUGGCCAGAGUCUGCAACAAGGCUACCUAAUUUGUAAUGUCACCUUAACCCUUGCUAAAGAAUAGAAGCAUAUAAUAAUUACAAUAAAGUUUUUGAGCCAUUGACAAAUCGCCCUCAAACUUCGUGCAAAAAGGAAAUUUUGUUAGCUAACUUUUUUCCAACCUUAAUUAACUGUAAUUGAUUGGAUCUAUGCAGUCCUUGAAGAUAACUAUGUUGGUGUAAUGAAUCUGAAAUGUGACUCCUUAAAAACUAGUUCUGUCUAGAUUAUGUGCUGAAGUGUAGCUUUAACUGUCUUUAGCAAGCAAGAAUUGUCCAUGGUUUGACUUGCACGUUAUCUUUGCUGGAAUGGAAUUAUUACUGUUGAAGGGCGUAAGCAAAGAAUUAGCUGCAUCAUGAUUGUCCUCUACCUCAAAUUCAAAAUCUCUUCAGAUGCUGUGUAUCAGAGUGACAAAUAUAUUAAAGUAAAAUUUAAAAUAGGUUCCAUAAAAACCAGCAAAUUGAAUUAUUGGAAGGUAUGUAUGAAGAAUUAGGAAUGAUCUUGCAUGUUAAAAUUGUUAAUAUAAACUUGAGUUAUGGUUAAUUUCAAAGGUGUUGGCAGAAGCACAAAUGAAUUUUUUUUUAGUGCUAAGCUAUUGACAAAAUUGCAAUAUUUGAUGGAGGCAGGCUGGUUAACGCCAUGUUUAAUAUUUCCCAUAGAAUGAGACUAUGAGAAGUAGAGUCACUUGGGUUAGGAGUAGUAGCUCCAACAGAAAUAUCCUGCUCAAAGUAUAGGAUACAAUUGAUCUUGAACAUUUUUCAAACAAAAAAAAAUUGCUGUUUACAAACUGUAAAAUAUCACUUGUAUUGCAGCUCUAAUGGAUAUUUGACUGUUGCAUAGAUCCCUUUCUGCUUUCCAAUCCUUCCCCACCACUCUUUGGUAUCCUGUUUCAAAAAAAAAUGUAUUUGGCUUUCAGAUAAGCAGGACAUUGAGUCAGAAAUUCAAUAAUGGUCAAACUUGUGUUUCCAUGUUAUUAAUUAUAGGAGUUUUCAAUUGCUGAUUGAUGUAAAGAAUAUUUUUUCCCAUUCAUUGAGAAAAUAUAGUAUUUUUGUACAAAGAUGUGUUACCUUCGUUUCUCUGGAAUAUGGAAGUCCAAUGUUUGUGCGGGGAGUUCAAUAACCAAAACCCACAUCACAUUUAAAAUUAAAUUGCAAUGAAGCUGAAAAUUUGAAGAGAUCUGUGGUUGAUUGCAGUUCUUGGAAUAAUGAAAAUAAAAGUUUUUAAAAGCUUCAGUAGUUUGGUAAACUAAAAUAGUUUAAUGUAACAAAACUUUGACAAUCUGCUGUCAAAUUAUUUAAAAUUCCAGUGGUUACUAGGAUGCCGGUUCCUGCUCUCCCUUGAAGCUUGCUGGGUUCACUGGGGGGGAAAAAAAAAUUAUAAUACUGUGUGACAUCUUAAACGUUAUUUAAAAGUAUGUUGGGGUAUUAUAUAAAUCCAACAGUCCAGCACAAGUCUCAAACAUGCCAGGUUAUCAGUGUUUUAUUAAAACAAAUGUAGGUGACUUGUGCAAGAAAAGUAUUCAGUUAAACAUUAGGAUUUUUAAAUAGUAGAAUGAGAUGAUUGGUAGACAGAAUUGGAAUUAAGUUUCACUUGGAAGAAUAGCAAAAGUAAAAUUUGAUUCAUUAAAAAAAAAAUUCCAGGAAAAUCUUACAGCUGAAGGCCAUUGAGGGACAAACUGUAUGAAAUUCUCCUUUUUGUAGUUGUUUUAAUGUAAUGUAUCAUUGUAAUUGUUCUAUUGUCACAGAUGUAUACAAAUUUGUGUUUGUGAGAAGUAUUUAGAUUUUUAAAAGCUGAGUAUUAAACUUAGAAUUAAUAUGUCUGAAUUCCAAACUGCCAUUACCAGGUCUGAUUUAUAAAUAUUACCUUUUUACAAUUUACUUCAGUUUCCUGAACCUUAUUGAUGUGAGGAAUAAAUUAUAAAUAAGCCUUCAGUGCCAAAAUCGUCUGGAUUGGAUUUUGUCUGACUCAAUGCAUUUUCAGUAUUUGGGAAAUAUGCAGCAUCUUGCUCAAAAAUGGGAAUAUCUCACUGUUUCCAUUAAAUGGAGGUAAAUGUAAUUCUGACCCAAGAGCAAAAUAUGUGUGAGAAUGAACCAGUAGCUUGGUGUCAAACAUAUGUUUUAGUCUUUAUCUGUUUUGCUUUGGCCUGGUGAUGCUAGGACCAGUGCACUUGCUAAAUCACAAAACUAGCAGAUAGGGCUGUAAGCUAACUUGAAAUUUUUCAGAACUUGCUGAACUCCAGGAGGGUAGCAGUAGAUUGGAAAACAGCCAAUGUGACUCCCUUGUUCAAAAAAGGAGAAAAGCAGGGAACUACAGGCCAGUUAAUUUAACAGCUAUUAUUAAGAUGCUAAUCAUUUAGGAAAGCUGAAAAGAAUUAAA
Pristis pectinata (smalltooth sawfish) is the source of this 4248-nucleotide messenger RNA. It is a transcript of the gene me2, whose product is annotated as malic enzyme 2, NAD(+)-dependent, mitochondrial. Gene Ontology annotation, biological process: malate metabolic process; pyruvate metabolic process. The coding region runs from base 124 to 1872 and encodes 582 amino acids. Gene Ontology annotation, molecular function: NAD binding; malate dehydrogenase (decarboxylating) (NADP+) activity; malate dehydrogenase (decarboxylating) (NAD+) activity. Gene Ontology annotation, cellular component: mitochondrion. The transcript has 16 exons. The record is from RefSeq and is a predicted model, not a curated record. Lineage: Eukaryota; Metazoa; Chordata; Chondrichthyes; Rhinopristiformes; Pristidae.